AUUGUUUGCUCACUUUGGUAGCAUGUUCGCUUGAGAUACAACUCCCAAGAAAAACAACAAAAUUGGCAAAAACCGCGUGCAAUUCGGUUAAAUAAAUAUUCACAACAUCUAAGCGCGGCUUCGCAGCAACAUUUAAACAAUAUGCAAGCAGCUCGAGAGCGUCGCUUGACUGCCUAACUGUGGCUGAAAAAAGUGCGCGUGUUUGUGUGGCCCUGUGAAACAGUGAAGAAAAAAGUCGCCGCUGCCCCAGCGAGGGUAACUGGGCGCAUAUACAGAAAACUAUACCCCAAAAUAAAUUGGCGCCAUUGUAAUGCACCAUGAGCCAAACAACAACCUCAACAGCAACAAAAAGCGAAAUGUCCAAAACAAAUGAAGCCUUUGAUGAGGAGCUAUUUGAGACGCGGCUCGAAGCGCUCAAGGACACGCAGGAGUGCAUACAGCAAAUGUCCAGCUGGUGCCUGCAGCAUCGCAUCAAUCACAAGAAGAUCAUCCAGUGCUGGUUGAACGUAUUCAAACGAGUUCGAGUCGAUCAUCGUUUGGUUCUGUUCUAUCUGGCCAACGAUGUCAUCCAGUACAGCAAGCGCAAGCGGUACGAAUUUGUUGAAUGCUGGGCGACGGCGCUCCAAAGGGCCACCACUAUGGUGCGCGACGAACGUGUGAAGAGUAAAAUCUUGCGCAUUUUUAAAAUCUGGGAACAGCGCGAAAUCUACAACGAAGAAUUUCUGAGCGAUCUGAGCGGCCUUCUUAAUAUAGCGCCACCCAAGAAAGCCCCAGCCAGCGCAGAUCCAAGUAAUGAGUAUCAGAAUGCCACGCUCAUUGCGCAAGUACGUGAAUGUGUUGAGCUGGCCGAGACGACGGACAAGAGCAUGAAGAAGCUACCGAAGCCACCGAAUUUCGAAAUCGAAGCCAUCAAGCAACAGCUGAAAGACAAAAGCCACUCGGGCGACAUCGAAAAGGAGGUGGAACGCUGUGUGGCCUUCAUCAAUGCGUACAACAAGAAUCUCCAAAACGAGAUCAAGAGUCGCAAAGCAGUGCUGGAGUCGAUCGAGGCAGCCAAAAAAUUCUACGAGCAUCAGGGCCGUGAGGUUAAAGUUGUGGCAAGCGCAUAUAAAAGCUUUGGCACACGCAUUAAGAUAGUCAAGCGGAAGCUGGACGAGGUUAUACCAACGCUAUCCAGUCCGAUACCCUCACCGGAUAUCAAUGCACCCUCACCGGAACGAGAUGCAGAUCUCCAGCUGCCGGAUGAGAACAAUUCACCGCUGGGCGUGAAUAAGGCGAUAUUGGGAAACCUCCUAUAUAGUUCUUCUGGUUUUUAUGUUCCUCAGAACUUGUUCAGCGGCAGCGGUCUUAAUGGAUUUGCUAGCUAUCUGGAUGGCGGCCAGCUGCCGUUCGAUAUCAACGACUUUAAGCGUGAGUCGAGCGGCAAGGAUCGUGGCAGUGCCAUUGAGGUGAUUGGUUCGCGUUCGGAUGACGAGAGCUAUACGCCCGGCUCCAAUUAUUAUAAGCCCGAGCCGUUGAGCAGAAGCUACAGCAAUACCAAUGCCAACGGCAACGGCGGCAGCGUUAUACCGGGCCUGGGUGGCAGUGGCAACGGCGGAGGCAGCGGCGGCUCCAGCGAUGAAUACAAUCCCAGCCAGGGGGUCUCAGCCUAUGGUGGUGUGUUGCCACCACCAGCGCCGCCCAUAUUCGGUGGCCCGGCACAAGAAUAUGCGCCGCCACCGCCGCCGCAUCUUGGCUACGGUCCGUCGGAUAGUCAGUAUACGCCCGCGCCUUUGAGUACCAAUCCGAUGGCACCGCCGCCGCCGAUGCCGGCGGCCAUAACGGCGUCGGGCAGCGUGGACGACUUCAACAGCACCUGGGACAUGAGCAUGACCUGGACGCCGCACGACACCAGCCUGAACAGCAGCGGUGCCAGCUCCAGCUAUACAGCACCGACGCAAUCGACGCCGCACUCGCCGCCCCACUUCGAGCGCAAAGGCAGCAGCGCGCCCAUUGAGUACAGUGAACAUCAUAAUGUGUCUGCGCUGGGCGCACAGGAUGUGGAUCAUCGAACGAUCCAGCUGCCGCCGGCAUUCAAUUUUCGGGCCAAGUCAGCGCUGAGCGAUGAGCAAACGCGGCAAUUGGUGGACAUUGAUCAUAGGAAUUUAAUAUCGCUGACUGGUUCGCCAGGCGGUGCCGAUAAGGACUUUGGCGUUGGCGAUGUCGAUUACCGCAAAGCGCCCAAAACGGAGGAGGCCGGCAGUGCUAUACGCAGUCUGGGCAACAAUUCACCCAUGAUGGCGCCGCCUGGCAGCUAUGUGAAGAAGACUAGCUCGCCGCAGAAAUCCAAUGCGAGCUCCUCUUCGGAAUCAGAUCGGGUGGAUAGCUCGGCACGCUAUGAUCCCGCAGAUAUGGUUGUCGAUAUGGACAUGUCCGAUGAGGAUCUGGAGGAGUCGCAGAUAGAGCUCAAUGCCAAUGCGGAGCAGCUGCAUCUAGACAAUGCCGAUGGUGAACUGGAUGCCAAUGGCGCCUUAACUCCCCGUCCCGUGCUGCUAGAAACGCCGCAGGACUUUCAAUGGGAUGCUAACAACAGUUUUCUAACGGCACCGGGCGCCGGCAACAUGCAGGACAUGCAGCAGCAGGCCGAUGCACAGCAACAAAUGCAACAGCCGCCGCCGUUGCCGCCACAGCAACAGCCAUGGAAUCAAAUGCAACCGCCAAUGCCCUGGAACGGCAAUGAGGGCAACAAUGGAGCGGCUGGUGUGCCGCCACCGCCGAGACCGCCGUUUACAGGCGGUCCGUUUUCGUUUCAGCCAUUUGGCAACAGUCCUGAUAAUAUGAGUCGCGGACGUGGACGUGGUCGCGGCUGGUCGGGACCGUAUAGACCCAAUUAUCAACGUAUGCCCGGCCCCUUUGAUGGCGGACCGGGGCCAGGACCGCGUCCGUUCUUUCAACGUGGCGGCGGACCCAUGCGCAACAAUGGCGGACGGGGGCGCAUGCGUGGUAAACCUUGGAUGUAAUUACGUAUUAUAGCUUCAAUAUAGCAUACACAUACACACACCCACGAAUAGCCACACAAACACACACACGCGUAUGGAAGUGCAUAGUUUAUUUUAGUUGUUAGUUGACUUUAUCUCAUUUGGAUUUAGCCUUACGACACAUAUACAGCCCCCAACACACACACACACACACACGCGCGCGCGCUUAGUUUUAAUUAUCUUGCUUCAAAGCUGUGGAUCGUUGGCUAUUUAAUAAACUAUAUAGAAGCCCACUUGGACGCAACAGUAUGGACAUCAAGCUAAAUGCGAGCUAUGUUUAAGCAUAAAGUUUUAUAAUUUCCUGAUAUAAAUACAAUAUAAUAUAUAUAUUAUAUACAUAUAUACGACAAUUUUGCACCUAGUCCCCCUUCACGAUUUUGUCUUGACUCUAAUAUAUAUAUAUAUAUAUAUAUGGUUAAAAUUAUGGCAUGCAUACCUAGUUGGGGUUAUACUAAAAGAGAUGCAUCUGAGAAUUUAUAAAACAAAUUUUUGGAGUGAUUAGAACAGAUUUGAAGAGUUUAAUAAACUGCAUCCACCAUCAUUACGAUGUGAAUUUUUGGGUUUGUCUGGGUCGUACCUCAAUGAACUCUUGUUGCUUUUAUGACAGAAUAUUUUGAUUUCUUACAAACCCCCAAAGUUCUGUGCCAAAUUUCUGUUUAUUUCCCAUGUGGCCUAUAAGUUUUGAAUGAAAAGUCAACGAUACAAAUCUCGAUAUCAAUUGCUCUCACCCCACACAGACAAACACAAAGUAAAACACACACUUCAAGACUUGUUUAGAAACAUAUUACAAAAAAUUUCCUUUAAGUUUAGAGUUGCCUUAGUUUAUAAAUAUUAUAUAUACUUUAAAAAUAUAUAUGUAACCUAACUUUAGUUAACUUCAAACAUUGCUUUUAGUUUUCAGACCUAGACGUAAGCAAAAGUUUAAUGUAAAUAAUAUAAAUGUAAUUAUUAAGUUAACAACUAAAUGUAUCUAAUUGAGCUUUGGUUUUGCCAAAGUUUUACGCUCUUCACUAAAUGUCUACAUACAAGAAAUAUUUAAAUUAUAACCCUCUGUUCGGAUAAAAA
Molecule: messenger RNA, 4082 nt
Organism: Drosophila navojoa
Lineage: Eukaryota; Metazoa; Arthropoda; Insecta; Diptera; Drosophilidae
Biological process (GO): mRNA 3'-end processing
Molecular function (GO): RNA polymerase II complex binding
Source: RefSeq, a predicted model, not a curated record